This is a messenger RNA of Pseudophryne corroboree (corroboree frog), 7385 nucleotides long. It is a transcript of the gene PPARGC1B, whose product is annotated as PPARG coactivator 1 beta. Gene Ontology annotation, cellular component: nucleus. Lineage: Eukaryota; Metazoa; Chordata; Amphibia; Anura; Myobatrachidae. Gene Ontology annotation, molecular function: transcription factor binding; RNA binding. Bases 495 to 3383 code for a protein of 962 amino acids. The record is from RefSeq and is a predicted model, not a curated record. The transcript has 12 exons. Gene Ontology annotation, biological process: positive regulation of transcription by RNA polymerase II.
UGCGGAAGUGGGGGUUGGGGGCAGCGCGCCAAAGGAAACAUUCACCCUGGGCACCACAAAGUCUAGAACCGGCCCUGUGUAGGAUGUAUGUUGUGACAGUAAUGCUGGUGAUUGCAACAAGGCCAGGGCUCUAGAAGCAGGGCGGCUCUAUCAGUAUCUUCCAAGAGGCUCUGCAGCAGCUGAGGAAGUCUCCAAGUUUUAAACAUGAGAUUGUGCUGUAAUGCAGAAGGAGGACACUGCGACUGAUAAUGUGACGUGGACCAGGAGGAAAGGUGACAAGGAAAGGCCAUUUCGUCCCCACUGUACACCAGCGAACUAGCAAUGUGGGACAAAGGUCCGCAGCAGAGACAGCGUGUACUCCAACCCCCAGCAGCGGCUGCUGUCAGUGAGAUCCUCCUAUCCUAAGCCGGGUGCUCUCCCCUCCCCUUUGCCGGCUUCCCUCCUCCUCACUAUUCUCUCUCAUCUCAGGCUGCUGGCAGCUGCACUCACUGAAGAUGGCGGACUGCAGCACACUGCUGGAUGAGGAUCUGGAGUCUUUCGUUUUCAGCUACCUGACUGACAGUCCGGAGCCUGGUGCGGAGCCUCUGUCCCUGGACUUCCCCGAGAUCGAUCUAUCCCAGUUGGACACCAGUGAUUUUGACACCAACAGCUGCUUUAAUGAGUUGCAGUGGUGUAACGACCAGUCAGAGAACGAGUCCAGCCAGUACAGCACUGAUGACUCUGAGUUGUUUCAGAUCAUUGACAGUGAAAAUGAGGCCUUGUUGGCGGCCCUUACACAGACACUGGAUGAUAUACAGGAUGAUGAUAUCAGCUUGUCAGCCUUCAUAUCGUCGGGAGAUGGGGACUUCUACCCCGCACCUGCCCUAUCGCCAAAACCCAGCCACCCAGCUGAGUCCCCUAAGAGUCUAGAAACUGAAGAUGAGCUGUCUAUACUGAAGAAAUUGCUCCUUACUCCAGCUCAGACGCCCACAGGCUUUGAUGCCCACAAUGACAGCAGUACUCAACAUCAAAGAACCUCAAAAGUCCGUCCUCAUCGGCAGUGUUUGAAGGUGGAGACUCCAGUAGAAAAGCAGAAUGGAAUUCCUCUAGCACAGGGCAGAAGCUGCACUGAGCUACAAAGGCAUUUGGUAUCUGCCAAACAUGCCUCUCAGUCUUCAGCCAAUGAUGGCAGCCAAGACAGCAAUAAAGAAGAAGAAAGUGAUUCAAAUGAAGAAGGGCAAAGUGAAGAUGAAUCUGUGAGCAACACACCAUACACCUUACAAAAUCCUGAUCCGCAGUUCACUUGUGAAAAGGAGAAGCGCGCAGUUGUGGACCUCAUCCGUUAUAUGCACACCUACUGCCUUCCACUCAAGAAACAGCAAAGUGACGAGAAACACCAGCAUUGUAAUAGUCUCCUUAAGAGACCAAAAGCUGACUCCUCCCAGCACCCGAAUUCUUGUUCAAACCAAGGAAACAAAGUGGACUUCACUAAAGCUAAAAGGAGCAGCCUUACCUUGGACAAACUUAAAAAUACAAAGUUGGCAAAAUCUGGGCACUCAAUCCUGAAAGAACUUCUAGCAAAGGAUAUUUGUGGGGAUGUAAGUAAGCCAUACAGGUUGGCGCAGCCAGUAUACGCAGCAUUCUCUGAAUCCUCUUGUAGCCAUACGCUACAAGGGAAAACAGAGAGGGGGCUGGCAAGGGUUAUUAAACCUGAAUCGGAGAAAACUCAAAAGCCAUAUCUGACUCUCAGGAGAGAGGGCAGAUUUAUGGAAGCUGAUUCUGGAAGACCGGGGCACACUGCUCUAGAGCAAGUGGCAAAUAAAUUUGCUCCCAAACAGGAAUGCUCUAUUUAUGCGGUUAGGCGUUCCAGUAGACUAAACCCAGGUUUCUUAUUUAUUGACGAAACCUCUCCAGAGACCUGUAUUGCACAGAAAGACCCUGAUAGCCCACACACAGCAGCACGGGCUCUCUGUUUGGCAGGAGAAUCAUUUGUGGAUGAAGAAGAGGUGGCAGAAGUUGAAGUGUCAGAUGAAACAAGUGUCCAGAUGGAAAUGGACAGAACCAUACAAGACCUUGAGAUCCUAGAGAGGGAUGCAUCAGAAGCACACACUUAUAUUGUUGGCCAACAGUAUCAUUCCCUAGGCAAUACCGGAUGCCCUGCAUUGUCUUUGCAACAAACGAGCUCUGCAUUUGAGAAAAGGAAUUUUGAGCAAGGACUUACUGUUGAGCUGUGUGGGACUGCAGGACUGACACCACCAACUACUCCACCCUACAAGCCUGCAGAAGAGGAUCUGUACAAACCUGAGCUUAGUCAGAACACUGUAAAUAAGGAUUCUUUCAUUGGCUCGUCUUUUAAAGUGGAAUCACCUGAAGAACAUCUUAUAAGUAAGAAGCUAUCCAAGAGACAGCCAGAGAGGACUGAAUUAUUUGCACACUUGAGCAGGACGGAGUCUCUCCCGUCUAACGCCCCAUCACAAGGGAUUAAGAGGCCAUUUUCACGGUCUUUUGGAGACCACGAUUAUUGCCAGGUUAGAAAACCAGAGGCUGUGUUACAGAGAAAAGUACUGAAGUCUCUGGACCUGCCAAGCUACACUGAAAAGCGACAGAAGCACCCUGUGGCUCCGGUACAACAAAGGAAAGCUGAAAAAAAGACCAUAGAGUCUAUUGCACAUGACAACAAAGUGUUAAAGGACCAUGAAAUUCGCGAGAGUCUCACUAAGCACUUUGGGUUUCCAGAUAAUGCAAUGAAAGAGGAAGUAGAUGAUGUUACAUGUAUCAACCCUGAAUAUGAUUCAGUCUUUGAGGACAGUGAAUGCAGCUCUCCAGAGGAUGAGGUCUGCUUGUCACCUCUCAGAACAAAGUCGUGUUCUCGAAGAAGCCUUAUAUCCAAGGUGCCGGGAUAUCCUCAAAGUCAGACCACUGCUAGAAUGAUCAGCUCACCCAACAGUCGGAGGACAUACAGAUUUGAAAGCAAUGAGCAGAGCUUGAGCCAAAGGCAAAUCCAAAGGAAGAGACAGAAGGCAAUAGACGAAGGUCGCGUCAUCUACAUCAGAAACCUCUCCAACAGUGUUAAUGAUAAUGAGCUGAAGAGAAGGUUUGAAGUGUUUGGAGAAAUCACUGAAUGCCGGGUCCUUAGUAGAAACAGAGGAGAGAAGUAUGGCUUCAUUACGUACCGGUGCUCAGAGCACGCCGCAUUGUCACUAAAGAAAGGCCCCUCUCUGAGAAAAAGGAACGAGCCCUCAUUUAACAUGAGCUAUGGAGGCCUCAGGCAUUUCUUUUGGACCAAAUACAAUGAUCUAGAUUCAAACACAGAAGAGUCCUCGCCAACUGUAAUGAAGAGCAAGUACGAGGCUAUGGAUUUUGACAGCUUGCUGAAAGAGGCACAGAGAAGUCUUCAUCGAUAACAGCCUUAUCUAGGAGGAGUACCUCAAUACCUCAGUCAAGGCACUUCCAACAUGUUUACGAAACAUAAAUGGAAUACAGAAACGAGAGACUUUAUCCUUUGAAUUGAUGUUUACAUUGAACAAAGCUGCUUCUGUAUGUGAUCUAUCCCAUGGUGUUGCUGUCUCACUGCCACAGUUUAGUGUCUUUGCUUUUUUCGGGUGCGUCUGUAAACCUAAUGUCCAACCUCUUUCCCUUGUGGUCGCAGCUGUGUUCUCCAUAACAUUUUUUGUCUGUAGUACGUAAAAACAAAACAACAACAACGUCUUUUGUGAAUACAGUCUGGAUUACACAACUAAUAUUACUAGGAGAAAGUUGUAUAUUCUUUAAAAAUUGUAUUUAUGGUUCACAUGUACUGUAUUUCAGAUUGGUGUCUGCUUCAUCUUAAACUAUGCACUCUAGUGAGGUGUUUGCGAAAGAUUAGAAUUAAUCCUCAUACUUUAAUGAUCAUUCUGAAAUCAUUGGGCAUUGGUUGUGAAUCUGGAUGAAUGCGGGGCUUUGAAAAUGAUAUCGUUGAACUUUAUGAGGAAAAGAGCUUUUAGUAUGUGUUACUUCUAGACGUAAAACACUGUAAGUGUAGACUAGGCCUUUUAUGCAGGACACUGGAUCACGCCUCAGUGUUUUUCUCAUACAGUUUCAUUAGCCCUGUAACCUGUUCCCUCCUUAUUUAUUUGAAGCCAGUUAUGGAAGUCGCACAAACACUUAAUAUAAUAAUUAAAUCAUAAUUACUGGCUUUAUAAUUAUCACAUUCCUUUAUCAGUGUCAUCUUCAGAAUGUUUAAAAGAUGACGUUUGACUAGAAUAUGUCGGUCUUGUAGCGUGAAUGCAAUUUACAUAUUUUAUGAGCACUUUCAAAAUCAAUUCAUAUUUUAAACAUGGUUUUUUAAGGCAAUACUGUACGAUCUGGCUGUGUUACUUUGAACAUACGAACAACCAAUUUGUAUGCAACUUUUUCUUUCUGCACUUGAGGAAAAAUAUUAAUCUGGUGCCCUAAAUGCAAACCAGAACACAGUAUUCUUAACCUAGAAUUAAAUGUUAAUGCCCGAAACCCUAUUGUAUGUGCAACAGACCAUUUCUCCUGUCAUGGACAGUAUAACUUUCUUUUCCAAAGAUUACUAUGGAGAGUUGCCUCCUUAUUACAAUAUUGUAUAUAGUGAAUAUCAUUGUGACAGACAGCAAUACACAGCUGGAAUAAUGGCCGCCAUAUUGUUUCUGAGGUAGAAAUUUAGCUUUGUAUAAAAGCUAUUAUUUCCAAUAAUGUUGUAAUUUACGUUUUGGGAAACUGGGACUGCUGAAGCCGUUUAAUACGUUUACCAGGGUAGCAUAGAAUGUAGGAAUAAGCCAUUUUGUGUAGUUUAGGAGACAUAGCCUUACUUCUUGACAUAGUUGCCGGUAGAUACCUUCCGGUCUUAUUUUUUUAUGUUUUGCCAAAGUUUCCAGCAGCUCCCGCAACCCUGGCUAGGAUUGAACAUACCACUUUGGCAAACACCUUAUUGUAGCUCUGCCUUUUUCUCUCAUAGUAUUCUCAUACUACAAUGAUGUUUACAUGUGAUUGCUAUAGAGUUUACUGUAGAAGAAAAGAAAUCUCUAUAUACAUAUAUAUAUACAUACAUAUAAAUAUAUACCUAUAUGAUGCCCUUAGGGUGAUUAGUUAUGUGCUGUGUUGUGCUGAUCGUUUUGAGAACACUAUGUGGAAUAUAUGUCUCCUUACUAGACACAUACGGUUUACACAAAGCACAUAUGUUGCAUUGGGGGUUUCAUUUGUUGCAGGAUUGAUAAUCAAUACUUAGAGGGGGGGGAGGGAGGGGGGAGGUGUUACCAGCUUUUCUGUGGCAGGUAUGUGAAUUCUUCUACAGUAGUAGUGCUUCCUUUUGCUGACCAGAGUCCUCUGGCUUUCAGAUAUAAGAAAUGAUAGAUGACCGAGUAUGCAAUCAAUACUUGGUGUACAUUUUAGCGUAAUUUGAGAAUUAUUUUACUUUUUGCUUGCAUGAUGCCUUUAGAUAAUAUUUAGCAAGGUGAUUGUCCAGCACUUAUACUUAAAUUAUGUCCCCACACCCCCUCCCCCCCCUAAAAAAAUCUCCUUUGGCAUAACAAUCAGACCCUAGAUUUGUGGGAGUGAUUUAAUUCCAUCACUUACCCUUCAAGCCAUUAAUCAGAGUGUGCAAACAUCCCACUAUGUGAUUGGUUAAUGUCCAGUGACAUCCACCAAUCAGUGUGCUUCUGGAUAAGACAUUGUCAUAUCCAGUAACUGUGUGACCACACACUGCAUGGCUGUGCCUGGCAGCUUAGAACCUGGCACAGAGAAGGCUGCUCAGUCGUGCGGAUUGUGUUUAAAACCGAUGCCACUCUUUUUUUCCUUGAACCAGCUUACUUUGUUAUGGAGGAUGGUUGCCACUAUCAACCUCCCUCUGGAUUUGCCACUGUGCAUAACUAGUCUCAUUGCGAUCCACCAAUCGUUUAUAAAUAGUUUAUAGACCAUGUUUAGUUGGAGGGGGGGGGGGGGUCCGUUUAAAUAGUGCGCACUUACCACUUAUGAAUGUAUUUCAAGUCAGAUCGUGGCCUGUAAUAAACUUUACGGUGACUAGGAUUUUCUAAUUACAAUCUUGAAACAGUCAUGACUAUUUAUUCUUAGCAAUCCUGAAACUGACUUGCAGUAGUACUGUAAUUAUGCAGGUUUUUUAAUAGUCAGUUUAGUUUUGGCUAUGCCAUACAUAUCAAGCUGACAUGAUUAAGCUAUAAUCUGUUUCGGAGGAGAGCAAGUUAUUAUUUCCCAAAGGUGACAUUAACCUAAAAGAAUAUAGUUGUACUGCAAAACUCACAAGUAACAAAUAUUUGAGACCCUCUGAGUGCAGUCAUGAAGGUGACCUUUACUGAGCCAGGUAGUCCUACUUGUCCGAGUUGUUUUACCCACAGGGCACCAACAGGGCUGGUUUUAAAACAAAAUAUGAGAAUUGUGAAUAAAUAUAAUUAAUAGAUCAUACAGGAUAAGAUGCCUGAAAACAUGUACAAGAAUAUUUCCACCUAUAUAAAUUGUCCUACUGUUUAAUGUAGCAGCAACUUACAAGAGAAGCUGUCAUUUAAUGUAGUCCGUUAUGGAUCAAAUUUGACUUGUGUGUAAAAGAUGAUAUGAGUAAAGCCCCUUCUGUCUAAUUUUGCUUUGCUCAGUACCACCUGGGAUGCCAAAUAGGUUGCAAGUCUCUCCACCUACUGUAUGUGUUUUAGCAGUGCUUUUCCCUACAAAAUGUAUCAUUCAGUAUGUCCGCACUGUCCAGCUUUACAUGGGACAGAGGUAUAUUAGUUAUACCACACUGGCUGCUGGGAUGGCACAUAGGUGCAUUGCAGUCUUCAUUCUUUGGUUCUGCCUAAAAUGGGUCACAUGUUUCACUUAAUAUGAUUUUCAUGUGCUUAUUUCUGUCAUUUUAUCACCUCAAUUUAUUGUGAAGAAUAAUUUGCUAGUCUUGGAAGCACAUAUAUUUAUUUAAAUAUACUACAACAUAAGACCAGCAAGUAGGCCUUUGCUAGUACUUACAAAGCAAGUAAAAUUUCAACAGACCGGAAAAACAAAUUUGUUCUGUCUGAUUGCGGUAACUGCAGGUCUGUGUUACAGGUUUGCCCAUCCAGUCACUUAUAUAAUAUGCAAGCCCAUUUAGACGUAAAUGGGAGAUUUUUAACUAUUUACGACAAAAAUGAAGUAUUAAUAUGGUACAGGUUGAGUAUCCCUUAUCCAAAAUGCUUGGGACCAGAGGGAUUUUGGAUAUGGGAUUUUUCCGUAUUUUGGAAUAAUUGCAUACUAUAAGGAGAUAUCAUGGUGAUGGGACCUAAAUCUAAGCACAGAAUGCAUUUAUGUUACAUAUACACCUUAUACAGACAGCCUGAAGGUUAUUUUAGACAAUAUUAUUUAUAACUUUGUGCAUUAAACAAAGUGUGUCUACAUUCACACAAUUCAUUUAUGUUUCAUAUACACCU